AUGUCCCGAGUACUUGAAGGAAAAUUCGGCAUUGUGACCGGUGGAUCGCGAGGAAUUGGUGAAGCCAUCGCGCGCAACCUGGCCGCAAAGGGCUGCUCAUUGCUUCUAAACUUUACCUCUGAGUUCUCGCGCGGUCCGACCGAGGCUCUCUGCACCACAUUGGCCUCGACCCAUAACAUCAAAUGCGAGAGCGUGCAAGCGGAUCUAAGCAAGCCCACCGAGGGCGUCGCUGCGAUUCUUGCUGCCGCACAAGAGAAGUUCAGCAAGGCCGGCAAGCUCCAAAUUGACAUCCUCAUCAACAACGCCGGCGUCUCCCAAGACCGCAACCUCAAUGACCCCAAGGGUCCCAUCGAAGCCGAGCAUUUCAACUGGCAAUACGCGGUCAAUGUCCUCGCUCCUCUCCUCCUCACACAGGCAUGCGCCCCCUUCCUUCCCAAUGACCGCAGCGGUCGCAUCGUCAGUAUCUCCAGUGUGUCUUCGUCGCUCGGAUUCGUCGGCCAGUCAAUCUACGGCGGCACCAAGGCUGCCAUUGAGGCUAUGACGCGCACAUGGGCGCGCGAGCUUGCGGAUAAGGCGACUGUCAACGCCGUCAACCCCGGCCCGGUGGUUGGAGAUAUGUACUUCGCGACCGGAGACCAGUUCUGGAAGGAUAUCCAAGGAUACCAGGAUAACACGCCGAUGAGCAAGUUGGAUCUCAAUGAUGAGGAAACUCUGAGCCGUCUGACGGAUGAGCAAAAGCGAUUAAUUCAGGAGAAAAUGGGUGGUCGCCGACCCGCAUUCACCAGCGAAGUUGCUGGUGUUGUUGGCAUGUUAUGCACACCCGAUGGCCUUUGGUGUACUGGCAGUGUUGUCUGCGCCAAUGGCGGUAUGAAAAUGGGACAAUAA
Penicillium olsonii is the source of this 885-nucleotide messenger RNA. NCBI's taxonomy places the organism in Eukaryota, Fungi, Ascomycota, Eurotiomycetes, Eurotiales, Aspergillaceae. The record is from the annotation of a GenBank genome assembly.